CGUUAAGAAGGGCGGAAGGAGUUUUGUGUCUUACAGGAAGAAGAUUGUUUCCGAAAGUAGUUUUUGUUCCAUCUAUUCAACAUCUUCACUGCUAAACCGUUGAGCUGCAGUCCUGGAAAUCAUCUAAAUGAUUAGAUUAAUGCAGUCAACGGUUUUAAAUCACAACUAUGACAGGUUAAUAGUUAAAUUAUACUUCGCGGGAGCGGGUUUGUAGUCGUAAAGAGAUGCACGUGGAUUGGAAGGUGUUCAUCACACCAGCAGCAGCUUGAGCUGAUGAUGCUCCAUUGAUUUAUGUGGUGGAUGCUGAUCCGGAGGCUCGUCAGAGGUGGAGAUUCAUCAGACCAGGUAAGAGCAGAGCAAAGAGAUGGCCAUCGCCCAUGUGGCUACAGAGUACGUGUUCAGCGACUUUUUGCUGAAGGAGCCAAACCCGGCUCGAAUCCGCAGCGUUCGAACGGAGCUGGCUCUGGACAAGAUGGUGACCUGUGUGGCAGUGGGGCUGCCUCUCCUCCUCAUCUCACUGGCCUUUGCUCAAGAAGUCUCAGUUGGUACUCAGAUCAGCUGUUUUUCUCCCACUAACUUCUCCUGGAGACAAGCUGUUUAUGUGGAUUCAUACUGCUGGGCAGCUGUUCACACACACUCUCUAUCUCUGUGGCUGCAUAAGUUCUUUCCCUACAUCCUGCUGUUGGUGGCGGUGCUGAUGUACACCCCGGCGUUAUUCUGGAGGUUUUCUGCUGCUCCUCUCCUUCAGUCGGAUCUUGGCUUUAUCUUGGAAGAGUUGGACCGGUGUUAUAACCGUGCUGUCACUUUGGCCAAACGCAUGGCCACCUCAGGACUGCUUACCUCAGACAGCGACCCCACCGAGGGCUGUUUUAAUUACCCGCUGGUAGAGAAGUUUCUGAUGACCAAGCGCUGCUCGAGGGUGCUGCUGUUUUACUACCUGCUGUGUCGCAGCCUGACUCUGGUCACCCUGCUGUGUGCCUGCAUCUACCUGGGUUGCUACCUCCGCCUGGCAUCCGUCACGGAUGAGUUUGACUGCCCGCUGCGAGUUGACCUGAUCACCUCCAACUCCAGCAUCCCAGCAAAGGUGCCGUGCAAGCUCAUCGCUGUGGGAGUCUUCUCGCUGCUGAGCUUCGUCAACUUGGUAUUGUUCGUUGGACUGAUUCCAGUAGUAAUCUAUGCCAGCCUCCGCCCCUUCCUCUGCUAUGGAUACGCCCGCUUCCUGGAAACUUACCAAUCACUGCCCACUGUAAGCGUCCUACCCACUCCCAGCGGCCAAUGGGAUGACCUCGCCCUGUACCUGCUUUUUCUGGAGGAGAACGUCAGCGAGUUGAAGUCAUACAAAUACAUCAAGGUGUUAGAGAUGUUGAAGAGACGAGGUGAAUGCUCUGAAGAAAACUUCGACGCCAUGGGUCUGCUGCAGACUCUCUGCCUGGUAAAGAUGGACAGCGUGGAUGGGCGCAAAGCCACGGCUGCUGAAGAAAAGCCGGAUCAAGUAACAAUCAAUGCAUCUGAUGCAGCAGCCAAUGAGGGAGCAGAUAAGAAUGGAGUCGAUUGGCCAAACUCUGCCACUGGAAAUGAAACCAAGAUGGAAAUGGAGUUGAAAGAGCUCAGUCCGCUGCUGCCAGGAAACAGUGACGCAAAAGGCAGCAGAGCCUCGGAGGGUGGAGCUCUUCGGCAGCGAGCGAUGUGAUUGGCUGCACUUGAGUCAAACUUCAUCACCUCCAUGACCAGAUGGAGGGGUUAAAGAUUGAAUGUCUAAGCUUUGUCUCGUCAUCAACGUCAGACCUAAGUGUUUUUUGUGAGUUGGUGAGGAAGUGAGCAUUUGGGUGAUGGAAAGGCUGAAGCAUAAACUGUUUUUGUGAAUGUUAAACUACUAAAAAAACAAAAAUGUGACUGCUCAGCCAUUUGAAUCAUAGACAAUAAAAUAAGGUACCUACAGCAGAACUGACGAAGAUUAUUCUUGAAAACAAAUCAUCAGUGUUCAGAUGUGAAACGUGUUUACACAGCUGUCAGGGGUCUGUGUUUUUUCUUUUCUCUUCAGUGAUUAGACCAGGCCCCAUGCAGGGUGGGGAAUAGUUUGACUGUGUUCCUUCCUGCUGACUUCUGAUCCAUGAGAACAGCUGAUGUUCAGGUCUGGUCCAGCUGUAAUGUAAAUAAAAUGGAGAACUCUGAUAGUCUAGACACUGCCUGUGAGGACGACUUUUUUACGGACGUUGUUCAGACUUCAGUGACAUUGGUGUUUAAAUCAGUGCUGCAGUAGUUCUGUCCGUCUGUCCAGCUGUAAUCCAGUUAUCUCAUGUCUGCUGUCUGUCUCGGCUCCUGUGAGGGAGAAACUGCUGCAUUUAAACUUGACAUCUAAGGAUACGCACAUAUAUGCUACAUAACAGUUAAAACUCUUCUUAUUGAGUUGCAAAAGACCACAAAAAGACUCUAAUUCUUCUUUUCAUGGCCCCUGUAAUUAAAGGUAUGUUUAUUACAUGCCAGAUUACACUCUGGGAUAUAUUUGUGAGAUGGCUUGCUUGUUGCCUAAACCAGUGAGAUAUUUGAUGUGGAGGGAUUUUAGCAUGAGCACGGUGUCACGAUAGACAAAAAUCAUAACUGAAACAAAACAAAAAAAAGUGACAAUGAAAUCUGCUUAUUACAACGUUUAAUUCAGUUUGUGGUGUAAAAUUGUGACAAAAAAAAAUGCAGUCUUGUAUUUUUAUUUGCACUUUCUUUGUGGGAGAUUGUAUUAUUUUACGAGAUUGUCGGUCACAUUUCAGCACGACACCACCCAUGAUGUGAUUUGGGAGUAAAGAACGACCAGAUAAAACAUCCUGCGGUCAAAAAUGUCCCUAUGUGUCCGGUACAUGAUCUUCUCAAUUUUUUAAUCAUUAUUUUCAGAAACUAAAUGGAAACCUGAUUUUCCUGCUGUUUUGUUCAAAUGUGGAUGUUUGUUUACAAUUAGUGAUGGAUAAAGAUAGUUUUUUCUUUUCUUAGUGUAACAUUUCUCUUUUUUUUUUAAUAGAAAUAUUCAUGGUGUUCAUUGCUUAAUGUUUUACAAGUGUAUGUAUUCUCAAACAAGACAAAAGUUUAUCAGAACAUGAAAAUCACCAAAGAUCAUAUCCAGCCGGUGCCUUUAGCUUUAAGGAAUGUUUUUGGGAUGUUUGCAUUUCUCAGAAGUUUAUUGUUGAUGAUUCUCAGGGAAACAUCUGGAGACAUUGCAGAUGAUUCUCAGUUAUUUACUUCAAACUGUGUAAGUUUAGUCGUUUCCUCUUCAGCGUAAUCUGAGAUGUCAGUGGUACAGUCUUCUCUUUAUGCUACUUUAGUGUCUUUUAUUUCUUUGUUUUUCAUACAGUGACAUGCAAAUUGUUAUUGGGUCUCCUUUUUUUUGUAAAAUUUGUAAAGAGAAGCUGUAAACUUUUGUAGUGUUGUUCAGUUUGCUGUUUGGUGGCUGCUUGUUUUUGUAGAACAAAAUUAGUAAAAAAAUAAAGAUGGUGGAUAUACAUGAA
This is a messenger RNA of Melanotaenia boesemani (Boeseman's rainbowfish), 3491 nucleotides long. RefSeq names its product pannexin-1-like. Gene Ontology annotation, molecular function: channel activity. Gene Ontology annotation, biological process: positive regulation of interleukin-1 production; monoatomic cation transport. The record is from RefSeq and is a predicted model, not a curated record. The transcript has 9 exons. The coding region runs from base 365 to 1690 and encodes 441 amino acids. NCBI's taxonomy places the organism in Eukaryota, Metazoa, Chordata, Actinopteri, Atheriniformes, Melanotaeniidae.